AUGGCGUGUCAAGAGGUAAAUAGUGAAGUUCCUGACAGCGAUGUAGUUUUCCAUGACACCAUUUUUAUGAGAAACAACAAACACGUCUCGGAGCAAUGGAUUCGUAUUGGCGAAUUGUACCCCAAUGGUGCGAAGGAAUCAUUGCUCCCGGAGACGUUUGCACGCGAACAGUUCGGACAAGGAAGUCACUAUGAGUGCUUCAUGCUUUCUGCCCUCGCCACUUUAGUAAAAUUCCCCGACAUCAUUCGGAACUGCUUCGUGUCGAGGAAUGUGCGGCGUGACGGGAGGUACACUUUUCAGUUCUUUCGUGACAAGGAAUGGGUGAAGGUUGAAAUUGAUGACUCUGUUAUGCUUGAGGAUGAUGAAGUUUUGUUCAUCCGAUCACCCACUAGUCAUUGGUGGCCGCUACUGUUUGAGAAGGCUUAUGCGAAAUUCUACACCAGCUACGACAAUUUGGAGGGUUGUACCUUACAGGAGGCGUACCAUGACUUAACUGGCAACCCCGUGCUCAACAUCCCCAUGGACGCGAGGCUUGCCAAGGCUGCAGGUGUGGAUGUGACUGGAGGUCAGUAUUGGCUUGACCUCGCACAGAAGCUGCAAUCCGGCCAGUUUGUUGGUUCGCUGCUGACGAGGGAAACGGACCUUGAGUCGAUGGGUUUGCAGAGUGAGCAACAAUACGGGAUACUAGAGAUUUUUUCGCUAACUGGGACAUCAUCUGUAAGCGACAUUGUGAUUCACCUAUACAACCCAUUCGAGGACGAGGAAUUCACGUACAAAGGCCCGCUGAACAGUAAGGACACGGAGUGGACCCCCAAACUCCGUGAAAAGUAUAACGUGGAUGAUACGCACUCCAUAUUUCUUCCGCUACACGUUGCCCUGAAGAUCGUAAAUUCGGUGCAACUUUGCUACAUAUCCCCUAUUGAUGGUGACGCGACGUAUUUUGAUGAUGAGUGGAAGGGUGAAACUGCGGGAGGGAACCCCACGAGUGUAACAUGGCGCAAGAACCCCCUAUACUGCGUCAGGAACGCUGGGAUCAACCCCGUGGAACUGGUUGUCGUGAUUAAGCAGAAGGAUCAACGUCAUCUUUGGACAUCAGAAGAUGAUGAACUGAUGUACAAAAGGUGUGGCAUUGUUGUUGUUCAGAGUACCACAGUCACACAAAUACCGACAUAUUUUGUAACAGGGAACAAUCACAAAGCAAUACACAAGAGUUUGUUCCUAAACUCUCGUGAAGUGUCCAGUUUCGUUCGGAUACCACCUAAUUCCUUGUGCUACCUUGUACCUUCUUGCAUGAAGAAGGGAGCGGAGAGUGCAUUUACGCUCGCACUGUACCGGAUGAAGCACCAAAAUUAUACGGAGUUCAAUGUUAGUCGACUUGCUCUGCCGAAAUUGCUGUGGCACAAUCCUAUCCAAGAGAAACUCCAACUUCAAAUGUUCACAAAGGAUAGAAGGGAUUUUUACGUCGAUAUACCCACUGACAUUCACAUUUUGAUGCAUCAAGAAAAACCGUUUGUAAGUGAGAAGACCGGUGGUGAUGCUAUGGUUCAGGAUUACGUUGGUGUCUACCUUUAUGAUGACACGGACCGUAAGAUUGGAGGUGUGCACGCUGCGACGAAUUUCAGGGAAACAAGUGUCUUGCAUCGCCUUCCUCGUAGUGGUCGUUAUGCUAUUUCAAUUACGUGUCCCCGGGCAAGUGGUGAAGUACCCAUUGCUCUCACAAUUGUUGGUUCUCCUGAUGCUAAUGUUCGUAUUGUUGAGGCUCCUGAUGAUGCCUCCAUGUUUGAUGAUGAGGAUGAUAUUGCAGAGGGUGAUGAGGAUGCUACUGUUUCUAAUCCCAUUGACUACAUUCCUGUUGCUGGUGGAGGGCAGGUGUUCACUGAGGUACCCGAUAGUACGGUCCCAUUUGAAGAUAAACGUUUCAUGGUUGAUAAUAAGAUUAUGACGAAUGAACCGUGGAUCCACAUUGGUGACCUUUAUCCUGAGGGAAAGACGCGCUCACUUUUGCCGGAGCGUCUGAGUCGUGAGCAGUUUGAGCAGGGUGAACACUUCGAGUGCUGUUGUCUGACCGCUUUUGCAGCGCUGGUGGAGCACCACCCCAACGUAAUUCGUGACGCGUUUGUGACGAAGGCUGUACGACGUGACGGACGGUACACGUUCCGGUUCCACCGCUACGGUCAGUGGGUGAAGGUGGAGAUUGAUGAUCGUAUUCCCCUUCUUGGUGGGAAAACUUUAUUCUGUCGAUCAUCUGAUGGUUAUUGGUGGCCACUACUACUAGAGAAGGCGUAUGCUAAGUUCUACACACUAUACCAAAAUAUUGAGGGAUGUACGCUGCGGGAACUGUUUUACGACCUAACAGGGCUUCCUGUGCUUAGCAUUCCGAUGGAGUUGAAACUCGCGAAGGCUGUACUGUGUGAUGUUGAUGAUGUGAGUUUUUGGGUUGAGCUCAGUGAGGGUCUGAAGGAUUGUGCGUGUGCUGCCGUUGCACGCCCCGGUUUCGAUGACACCCUUGGUUUGUCCAAUGGGCAAGAGUACGCUGUCCUUGAUGUGGUAUCGUUAACGGAUGGUGAGGCCUCUUCCAUAUCUGAUCUUGUUGUAAAACUUCAUAAUCCGUUUCUGGAGACUGAGUACAAAGGCCCUAUGAAUGCAAGCGAUGCUGCGUGGUCGUCUGAGCUGCGUACCCGUCUAUGUCCGGAGCGACGGGAUACUAUCUACAUUCCCGUGGAAGUUUUCUGCAAUGCAUUUCUCACUGUGGAGAAAGUUAUGGUGCGUGGUCUUAUUGUUCCCGGGUGGCAAUUCAACAGUGAAUGGGGUGAGGGCACGAACGGUGGCAAUCCAACACUUGUGACGUGGCGUGAGAACCCCAUUUACGUUGUGCAGAACACUGCGGAUACCCCGUUACAGAUUAUUGCAAUGAUUGGGCAACCUGAUCAGCGUCGCGUGCUACACCUUCUCCCCGAGCAAGAGGUAAACUACGUUCAAUGUGGGUUGUCGCUUGCCAAGAGUAUUAAGGGUGAAUCGAUCCCGACAUACUUGCUGACACCCAAUAGUCAUGUUUUGAUUCAUAAGGGCCGUUUCUUUUCUUACCGUGAAGUAGCUGAUGUUAUUGUUGUUCCGGGGAAUAGCCUCACUUUUCUCGUUCCAAGCGCGAUGUUUCGUGACAAAACGAAGUUUCUUCUCUCGUACUGGUACUCUAGUGCGAACGACAGGAACAGUGUUACAAUUGAGCGUCUUAAUUUGGGUGUUGCGCGGCAUCUUCCAGCCAUUGCCCAUCUCACUGUCAAAGAGAGGGUGAGGGAGCAAGUGGAUUUUAUUGUCGAUGUUCCCACUGACGUUCAUAUCCUUCUUCGUCAAGAAAAACCCUGCCACGGUGACAGUGUUUCAAAUGCCUUGACAGAUGAUUUUCUUGCCAUGUAUUUGUAUAAUUCUGAAGAUGAUCAACUCAGUGGUGUUGUGACCGCGACCAACUACAGGGAGAUGGGAAUAGUUCAUCACCUCUCCGAAGGGGGGAGAUAUGUAAUUUACGUUGUUUGCCCUCGUGCUGAGGGUGAGGUUCCUUUGAGAAUAGAAAUUGUCGCUAUGCAGUCGGCCCAGGUUCGCACAGUGGAAGCAUUACCCUUGUGCAAAUCAAUCUUGCAGGUGGAAAAAGAGCUAAAGCUGAGUACUGGGUCCUUGCCAUACUCACCACUCCUUAUAAGCGAAGGGGAUCUCAAAAAUUUCUCGGGGCGACUAUCGGACAACUCUAUGCGGUUGGAGAGUUCCAGUGACCCUGACUUAUCUUUCCUUGGAGCCGAGGUGGAAGGAAUUCCCACCCUGGAUCUCACUCUGAUGAGCGACUCUUCAUUUUCUGAGAUGGCACGUGAGCGCAUGCAAUUAAAGCGGGAUCCCAUUGCUAAUGCGAGUCGUUUGGCUGAGGUUGAAGAUAGUAUGGUGGCACGUGCGAAUGCUAUUGCCAAGGAAAUGCAUUUGAGAGAGCGGCGAUAUCUGAACCCUGAGCCUGAGGGUGUCCCCCUUGAGUUGCUUCCUUUAAACGAGGACGAAGUUGUGAGUGAGAAGGAGGACCGCCUCCGUGCGCUGAAUCGUAAGGAGCAGAAGGACGAGAAACUGUUACGGAGUCUUGAGGACGUGAUAGCGGACCGUGUACACGAGAUCGCGAGGGAGCUGAAGGUGAGUGAACGUGAUCUGUUCCUUGAUCCCACUCCAGGAGGUUUCCCUGUAGCGCAGCUUCCGCUGGACGAAGACGAUGUGUUUCAUUCACUCGAAGUGGAGCGACUGCAACUGCGACUGCGUCAGGAUUCCCUUGCUAGCAAAGAAAGAAUUGCUGAACUGGAAAACAUGAUGAAUUGUAGGACUACGGAGCUCAUCGACAAAAUGAAAGAAGAGAUUAGGAAGUUUCUUGACCCCACCCCACUAGGAAUACCACUUGAAGAACUAAAACUGGACGAACACGACAAUUAUGUUGCAAAAGAGAUAAGCCUAAUUGGAAUGAUAAGAAAAGGGAAAAAAGAAUCACAGGAAGCAAUUUCAAUUCGGGAACAGUUACUUCAAAUAGAAUACGCUGUUGCCAAGGAACACUUAAACAACUUUAGGAUACAGUACCUCGGAGACGACAUUGAGGGUCGCCAACCGAACGAAUUAAACUUAGAAGAAGAAGAAACUUAUAUGCAGAUGGAGAGAAAAUUGAUUGAAUACUACAACAGUAAUCAACGUAACAGCGAAGAAGCGCAGAAAAUAAGAGUAAAUCUACUUCACAAAGCUACAAAAGCAUCAAAGCAUUUAAAUCGAUCCGAGAGAAAAAACUACAUUAAGAGAGACAGACUCGAGAUUUCAAUAUCAAACAUUCCGCUUGAUGACAACGAACAGUUCACAACAUUAGAAGCGGAACGAAUAAGAAAAAAAAGAAAUAAAAAAAAUUCAGAGGUUGAACAAAUAGAAAUGGAACUCAACAAUAUAGCACAACAGCUAGCUAAACUGAAAGCAUCCGAUAGCCGCAGCUUCCUUGAUCCUAUGCCAGAAGGAGUGCCGUUGAGUGAGCUUGAAUUGGACAAGGAUGAGAAGUUCAGCACCAUGGAAGAGGAGCGUCGUAAGCUUAUUGCUGAGGAUCGUGAAGAUAAUGCAACACGCAUUGCUGAAUUAGAAGCAGCAAUGAACGAGUAUUCACAUGAGCUUGCUAAACUGAAAGCAUCCGAUAGCCGCAGCUUCCUUGAUCCUAUGCCAGAAGGAGUGCCGUUGAGUGAGCUUGAAUUGGAUAAGGAUGAGAAGUUCAGCACCAUGGAAGAGGAGCGUCGUAAGCUUAUUGCUGAGGAUCGUGAAGGUAAUGCUGCGCGCAUUGCUGAAUUAGAAGCAGCAAUGAACGAGCAUUCACAUGAGCUUGCUAAACUGAAAGCAUCCGAUAGCCGCAGCUUCCUUGAUCCUAUGCCAGAAGGAGUGCCGUUGAGUGAGCUUGAAUUGGAUAAGGAUGAGAAGUUCAGCACCAUGGAAGAGGAGCGUCGUAAGCUUAUUGCUGAGGAUCGUGAAGAUAAUGCAACACGCAUUGCUGAAUUAGAAGCAGCAAUGAACGAGUAUUCACAUGAGCUUGCUAAACUGAAAGCAUCCGAUAGCCGCAGCUUCCUUGAUCCUAUGCCAGAAGGAGUGCCGUUGAGUGAGCUUGAAUUGGAUAAGGAUGAGAAGUUCAGCACCAUGGAAGAGGAGCGUCGUAAGCUUAUUGCUGAGGAUCGUGAAGGUAAUGCUGCACGCAUUGCUGAACUAGAAGCUGCAAUGAACGAGCAUUCACAUGAGCUUGCUAAACUGAAAGCAUCCGAUAGCCGCAGCUUCCUUGAUCCUAUGCCAGAAGGAGUGCCGUUGAGUGAGCUAGGAUUGGAUAAGGAUGAGAAGUUCAGCACCAUGGAAGAGGAGCGUCGUAAGCUUAUUGCUGAGGAUCGUGAAGGUAAUGCAACACGCAUUGCUGAAUUAGAAGCAGCAAUGAACGAGCAUUCACAUAAGCUUGCUAAACUGAAAGCAUCCGAUAGCCGCAGCUUCCUUGAUCCUAUGCCAGAAGGAGUGCCGUUGAGUGAGCUUGAAUUGGAUAAGGAUGAGAAGUUCAGCACCAUGGAAGAGGAGCGUCGUAAGCUUAUUGCUGAGGAUCGUGAAGGUAAUGCUGCACGCAUUGCUGAACUAGAAGCUGCAAUGAACGAGCAUUCACAUGAGCUUGCUAAACUGAAAGCAUCCGAUAGCCGCAGCUUCCUUGAUCCUAUGCCAGAAGGAGUGCCACUAAGUGAGCUUGAAUUGGAUAAGGAUGAGAAGUUCAGCACCAUGGAAGAGGAGCGUCGUAAGCUUAUUGCUGAGGAUCGUGAAGGUAAUGCUGCACGCAUUGCUGAAUUAGAAGCAGCAAUGAACGAGCAUUCACAUGAGCUUGCUAAACUGAAAGCAUCCGAUAGCCGCAGCUUCCUUGAUCCUAUGCCAGAAGGAGUGCCGUUGAGUGAGCUUGAAUUGGACAAGGAUGAGAAGUUCAGCACCAUGGAAGAGGAGCGUCGUAAGCUUAUUGCUGAGGAUCGUGAAGGUAAUGCUGCACGCAUUGCUGAAUUAGAAGCAGCAAUGAACGAGCAUUCACAUGAGCUUGCUAAACUGAAAGCAUCCGAUAGCCGCAGCUUCCUUGAUCCUAUGCCAGAAGGAGUGCCGUUGAGUGAGCUUGAAUUGGAUAAGGAUGAGAAGUUCAGCACCAUGGAAGAGGAGCGUCGUAAGCUUAUUGCUGAGGAUCGUGAAGGUAAUGCUGCACGCGUUGCUGAACUAGAAGCUGCAAUGAACGAGCAUUCACAUGAGCUUGCUAAACUGAAAGCAUCCGAUAGCCGCAGCUUCCUUGAUCCUAUGCCAGAAGGAGUGCCGUUGAGUGAGCUAGGAUUGGAUAAGGAUGAGAAGUUCAGCACCAUGGAAGAGGAGCGUCGUAAGCUUAUUGCUGAGGAUCGUGAAGGUAAUGCUGCACGCAUUGCUGAACUAGAAGCAGCAAUGAACGAGCAUUCACAUGAGCUUGCUAAACUGAAAGCAUCCGAUAGCCGCAGCUUCCUUGAUCCUAUGCCAGAAGGAGUGCCGUUGAGUGAGCUUGAAUUGGAUAAGGAUGAGAAGUUCAGCACCAUGGAAGAGGAGCGUCGUAAGCUCAUUGCUGAGGAUCGUGAAGGUAAUGCUGCACGCAUUGCUAGACUUGAGGAGAGGAUGAACGAACUUUCCCGUGAACUCGCAAGAAUGAAGUUGAAGGAUCGCAGCUUCCUUGAUCCUAUGCCAGAAGGAGUGCCACUAAGUGAGCUUGAAUUGGAUAAGGAUGAGAAGUUCAGCACCAUGGAAGAGGAGCGUCGUAAGCUCAUUGCUGAGGAUCGUGAAGGUAAUGCAACACGCAUUGCUGAAUUAGAAGCAGCUAUGAACGAGCAUUCACAUGAGCUUGCUAAACUGAAAGCAUCCGAUAGCCGCAGCUUCCUUGAUCCUAUGCCAGAAGGAGUGCCGUUGAGUGAGCUUGAAUUGGAUAAGGAUGAGAAGUUCAGCACCAUGGAAGAGGAGCGUCGUAAGCUCAUUGCUGAGGAUCGUGAAGGUAAUGCAACACGCAUUGCUGAAUUAGAAGCAGCAAUGAGCGAGCAUUCACAUGAGCUUGCUAAACUGAAAGCAUCCGAUAGCCGCAGCUUCCUUGAUCCUAUGCCAGAAGGAGUGCCACUAAGUGAGCUUGAAUUGGAUAAGGAUGAGAAGUUCAGCACCAUGGAAGAGGAGCGUCGUAAGCUUAUUGCUGAGGAUCGUGAAGGUAAUGCUGCACGCAUUGCUGAACUAGAAGCAGCUAUGAACGAGCAUUCACAUGAGCUUGCUAAACUGAAAGCAUCCGAUAGCCGCAGCUUCCUUGAUCCUAUGCCAGAAGGAGUGCCGCUAAGUGAGCUUGAAUUGGAUAAGGAUGAGAAGUUCAGCACCAUGGAAGAGGAGCGUCGUAAGCUUAUUGCCGAGGAUCGUGAAGGUAAUGCUGCACGCAUUGCUGAACUAGAAGCAGCGAUGAACGAGCAUUCACAUGAGCUUGCUAAACUGAAAGCAUCCGAUAGCCGCAGCUUCCUUGAUCCUAUGCCAGAAGGAGUGCCGUUGAGUGAGCUUGAAUUGGACAAGGAUGAGAAGUUCAGCACCAUGGAAGAGGAGCGUCGUAAGCUUAUUGCUGAGGAUCGUGAAGGUAAUGCUGCACGCAUUGCUGAACUAGAAGCAGCAAUGAACGAGCAUUCACAUGAGCUUGCUAAACUGAAAGCAUCCGAUAGCCGCAGCUUCCUUGAUCCUAUGCCAGAAGGAGUGCCGUUGAGUGAGCUUGAAUUGGAUAAGGAUGAGAAGUUCAGCACCAUGGAAGAGGAGCGUCGUAAGCUUAUUGCUGAGGAUCGUGAAGGUAAUGCUGCACGCAUUGCUGAACUAGAAGCAGCAAUGAACGAGCAUUCACAUGAGCUUGCUAAACUGAAAGCAUCCGAUAGCCGCAGCUUCCUUGAUCCUAUGCCAGAAGGAGUGCCGUUGAGUGAGCUAGGAUUGGAUAAGGAUGAGAAGUUCAGCACCAUGGAAGAGGAGCGUCGUAAGCUUAUUGCUGAGGAUCGUGAAGGUAAUGCAGCACGCAUUGCUGAACUAGAAGCAGCAAUGAACGAGCAUUCACAUGAGCUUGCUAAACUGAAAGCAUCCGAUAGCCGCAGCUUCCUUGAUCCUAUGCCAGAAGGAGUGCCGUUGAGUGAGCUUGAAUUGGAUAAGGAUGAGAAGUUCAGCACCAUGGAAGAGGAGCGUCGUAAGCUUAUUGCUGAGGAUCGUGAAGGUAAUGCUGCACGCAUUGCUGAAUUAGAAGCAGCAAUGAACGAGCAUUCACAUGAGCUUGCUAAACUGAAAGCAUCCGAUAGCCGCAGCUUCCUUGAUCCUAUGCCAGAAGGAGUGCCGUUGAGUGAGCUUGAAUUGGAUAAGGAUGAGAAGUUCAGCACCAUGGAAGAGGAGCGUCGUAAGCUUAUUGCUGAGGAUCGUGAAGGUAAUGCUGCACGCAUUGCUGAAUUAGAAGCAGCAAUGAACGAGCAUUCACAUGAGCUUGCUAAACUGAAAGCAUCCGAUAGCCGCAGCUUCCUUGAUCCUAUGCCAGAAGGAGUGCCGUUGAGUGAGCUUGAAUUGGAUAAGGAUGAGAAGUUCAGCACCAUGGAAGAGGAGCGUCGUAAGCUUAUUGCUGAGGAUCGUGAAGGUAAUGCUGCACGCAUUGCUGAAUUAGAAGCAGCAAUGAACGAGCAUUCACAUGAGCUUGCUAAACUGAAAGCAUCCGAUAGCCGCAGCUUCCUUGAUCCUAUGCCAGAAGGAGUGCCGUUGAGUGAGCUUGAAUUGGAUAAGGAUGAGAAGUUCAGCACCAUGGAAGAGGAGCGUCGUAAGCUUAUUGCUGAGGAUCGUGAAGGUAAUGCUGCACGCGUUGCUGAACUAGAAGCUGCAAUGAACGAGCAUUCACAUGAGCUUGCUAAACUGAAAGCAUCCGAUAGCCGCAGCUUCCUUGAUCCUAUGCCAGAAGGAGUGCCGUUGAGUGAGCUAGGAUUGGAUAAGGAUGAGAAGUUCAGCACCAUGGAAGAGGAGCGUCGUAAGCUUAUUGCUGAGGAUCGUGAAGGUAAUGCUGCACGCAUUGCUGAACUAGAAGCAGCAAUGAACGAGUAUUCACAUGAGCUUGCUAAACUGAAAGCAUCCGAUAGCCGCAGCUUCCUUGAUCCUAUGCCAGAAGGAGUGCCGUUGAGUGAGCUAGGAUUGGAUAAGGAUGAGAAGUUCAGCACCAUGGAAGAGGAGCGUCGUAAGCUUAUUGCUGAGGAUCGUGAAGGUAAUGCUGCACGCAUUGCUGAAUUAGAAGCAGCAAUGAACGAGCAUUCACAUGAGCUUGCUAAACUGAAAGCAUCCGAUAGCCGCAGCUUCCUUGAUCCUAUGCCAGAAGGAGUGCCGUUGAGUGAGCUUGAAUUGGAUAAGGAUGAGAAGUUCAGCACCAUGGAAGAGGAGCGUCGUAAGCUUAUUGCUGAGGAUCGUGAAGGUAAUGCUGCACGCAUUGCUGAAUUAGAAGUUGCAAUGAACGAGCAUUCACAUGAGCUUGCUAAACUGAAAGCAUCCGAUAGCCGCAGCUUCCUUGAUCCUAUGCCAGAAGGAGUGCCGUUGAGUGAGCUUGAAUUGGAUAAGGAUGAGAAGUUCAGCACCAUGGAAGAGGAGCGUCGUAAGCUUAUUGCUGAGGAUCGUGAAGGUAAUGCUGCACGCAUUGCUGAACUAGAAGCAGCAAUGAACGAGCAUUCACAUGAGCUUGCUAAACUGAAAGCAUCCGAUAGCCGCAGCUUCCUUGAUCCUAUGCCAGAAGGAGUGCCGUUGAGUGAGCUUGAAUUGGAUAAGGAUGAGAAGUUCAGCACCAUGGAAGAGGAGCGUCGUAAGCUUAUUGCUGAGGAUCGUGAAGGUAAUGCUGCACGCAUUGCUGAACUAGAAGCUGCAAUGAACGAGCAUUCACAUGAGCUUGCUAAACUGAAAGCAUCCGAUAGCCGCAGCUUCCUUGAUCCUAUGCCAGAAGGAGUGCCGUUGAGUGAGCUAGGAUUGGAUAAGGAUGAGAAGUUCAGCACCAUGGAAGAGGAGCGUCGUAAGCUUAUUGCUGAGGAUCGUGAAGGUAAUGCUGCACGCAUUGCUGAAUUAGAAGCAGCGAUGAACGAGUAUUCACAUGAGCUUGCUAAACUGAAAGCAUCCGAUAGCCGCAGCUUCCUUGAUCCUAUGCCAGAAGGAGUGCCACUAAAUGAGCUUGAAUUGGACAAGGAUGAGAAGUUCAGCACCAUGGAAGAGGAGCGUCGUAAGCUUAUUGCUGAGGAUCGUGAAGGUAAUGCUGCACGCAUUGCUGAACUAGAAGCAGCAAUGAACGAGUAUUCACAUGAGCUUGCUAAACUGAAAGCAUCCGAUAGCCGCAGCUUCCUUGAUCCUAUGCCAGAAGGAGUGCCACUAAAUGAGCUUGAAUUGGACAAGGAUGAGAAGUUCAGCACCAUGGAAGAGGAGCGUCGUAAGCUUAUUGCCGAGGAUCGUGAAGGUAAUGCUGCACGCAUUGCUGAACUAGAAGCUGCAAUGAACGAGCAUUCACAUGAGCUUGCUAAACUGAAAGCAUCCGAUAGCCGCAGCUUCCUUGAUCCUAUGCCAGAAGGAGUGCCGUUGAGUGAGCUUGAAUUGGACAAGGAUGAGAAGUUCAGCACCAUGGAAGAGGAGCGUCGUAAGCUUAUUGCUGAGGAUCGUGAAGGUAAUGCUGCACGCAUUGCUGAAUUAGAAGCAGCAAUGAACGAGCAUUCACAUGAGCUUGCUAAACUGAAAGCAUCCGAUAGCCGCAGCUUCCUUGAUCCUAUGCCAGAAGGAGUGCCGCUAAGUGAGCUUGAAUUGGAUAAGGAUGAGAAGUUCAGCACCAUGGAAGAGGAGCGUCGUAAGCUUAUUGCUGAGGAUCGUGAAGGUAAUGCUGCACGCAUUGCUGAACUAGAAGCAGCAAUGAACGAGCAUUCACAUGAGCUUGCUAAACUGAAAGCAUCCGAUAGCCGCAGCUUCCUUGAUCCUAUGCCAGAAGGAGUGCCGUUGAGUGAGCUAGGAUUGGAUAAGGAUGAGAAGUUCAGCACCAUGGAAGAGGAGCGUCGUAAGCUUAUUGCUGAGGAUCGUGAAGGUAAUGCUGCACGCAUUGCUGAAUUAGAAGCAGCAAUGAACGAGCAUUCACAUGAGCUUGCUAAACUGAAAGCAUCCGAUAGCCGCAGCUUCCUUGAUCCUAUGCCAGAAGGAGUGCCGUUGAGUGAGCUAGGAUUGGAUAAGGAUGAGAAGUUCAGCACCAUGGAAGAGGAGCGUCGUAAGCUUAUUGCUGAGGAUCGUGAAGGUAAUGCUGCACGCAUUGCUGAAUUAGAAGCAGCAAUGAACGAGCAUUCACAUGAGCUUGCUAAACUGAAAGCAUCCGAUAGCCGCAGCUUCCUUGAUCCUAUGCCAGAAGGAGUGCCGUUGAGUGAGCUUGAAUUGGAUAAGGAUGAGAAGUUCAGCACCAUGGAAGAGGAGCGUCGUAAGCUUAUUGCUGAGGAUCGUGAAGGUAAUGCUGCACGCAUUGCUGAAUUAGAAGCAGCAAUGAACGAGCAUUCACAUGAGCUUGCUAAACUGAAAGCAUCCGAUAGCCGCAGCUUCCUUGAUCCUAUGCCAGAAGGAGUGCCGUUGAGUGAGCUUGAAUUGGAUAAGGAUGAGAAGUUCAGCACCAUGGAAGAGGAGCGUCGUAAGCUUAUUGCUGAGGAUCGUGAAGGUAAUGCUGCACGCAUUGCUGAACUAGAAGCAGCAAUGAACGAGUAUUCACAUGAGCUUGCUAAACUGAAAGCAUCCGAUAGCCGCAGCUUCCUUGAUCCUAUGCCAGAAGGAGUGCCGUUGAGUGAGCUUGAAUUGGAUAAGGAUGAGAAGUUCAGCACCAUGGAAGAGGAGCGUCGUAAGCUUAUUGCUGAGGAUCGUGAAGGUAAUGCUGCACGCAUUGCUGAAUUAGAAGCAGCAAUGAACGAGCAUUCACAUGAGCUUGCUAAACUGAAAGCAUCCGAUAGCCGCAGCUUCCUUGAUCCUAUGCCAGAAGGAGUGCCGUUGAGUGAGCUUGAAUUGGACAAGGAUGAGAAGUUCAGCACCAUGGAAGAGGAGCGUCGUAAGCUUAUUGCUGAGGAUCGUGAAGGUAAUGCUGCACGCAUUGCUGAAUUAGAAGCAGCAAUGAACGAGCAUUCACAUGAGCUUGCUAAACUGAAAGCAUCCGAUAGCCGCAGCUUCCUUGAUCCUAUGCCAGAAGGAGUGCCGUUGAGUGAGCUUGAAUUGGAUAAGGAUGAGAAGUUCAGCACCAUGGAAGAGGAGCGUCGUAAGCUUAUUGCUGAGGAUCGUGAAGGUAAUGCUGCACGCAUUGCUGAACUAGAAGCAGCAAUGAACGAGUAUUCACAUGAGCUUGCUAAACUGAAAGCAUCCGAUAGCCGCAGCUUCCUUGAUCCUAUGCCAGAAGGAGUGCCGUUGAGUGAGCUUGAAUUGGAUAAGGAUGAGAAGUUCAGCACCAUGGAAGAGGAGCGUCGUAAGCUUAUUGCUGAGGAUCGUGAAGGUAAUGCUGCACGCAUUGCUGAAUUAGAAGCAGCAAUGAACGAGCAUUCACAUGAGCUUGCUAAACUGAAAGCAUCCGAUAGCCGCAGCUUCCUUGAUCCUAUGCCAGAAGGAGUGCCGUUGAGUGAGCUUGAAUUGGAUAAGGAUGAGAAGUUCAGCACCAUGGAAGAGGAGCGUCGUAAGCUUAUUGCUGAGGAUCGUGAAGGUAAUGCUGCACGCAUUGCUGAACUAGAAGCUGCAAUGAACGAGCAUUCACAUGAGCUUGCUAAACUGAAAGCAUCCGAUAGCCGCAGCUUCCUUGAUCCUAUGCCAGAAGGAGUGCCGUUGAGUGAGCUUGAAUUGGACAAGGAUGAGAAGUUCAGCACCAUGGAAGAGGAGCGUCGUAAGCUUAUUGCUGAGGAUCGUGAAGGUAAUGCUGCACGCAUUGCUGAACUAGAAGCUGCAAUGAACGAGCAUUCACAUGAGCUUGCUAAACUGAAAGCAUCCGAUAGCCGCAGCUUCCUUGAUCCUAUGCCAGAAGGAGUGCCGUUGAGUGAGCUAGGAUUGGAUAAGGAUGAGAAGUUCAGCACCAUGGAAGAGGAGCGUCGUAAGCUUAUUGCUGAGGAUCGUGAAGGUAAUGCUGCACGCAUUGCUGAAUUAGAAGCAGCGAUGAACGAGUAUUCACAUGAGCUUGCUAAACUGAAAGCAUCCGAUAGCCGCAGCUUCCUUGAUCCUAUGCCAGAAGGAGUGCCGUUGAGUGAGCUUGAAUUGGACAAGGAUGAGAAGUUCAGCACCAUGGAAGAGGAGCGUCGUAAGCUUAUUGCCGAGGAUCGUGAAGGUAAUGCUGCACGCAUUGCUGAACUAGAAGCUGCAAUGAACGAGCAUUCACAUGAGCUUGCUAAACUGAAAGCAUCCGAUAGCCGCAGCUUCCUUGAUCCUAUGCCAGAAGGAGUGCCGUUGAGUGAGCUUGGAUUGGAUAAGGAUGAGAAGUUCAGCACCAUGGAAGAGGAGCGUCGUAAGCUUAUUGCUGAGGAUCGUGAAGGUAAUGCUGCACGCAUUGCUGAACUAGAAGCAGCGAUGAACGAGCAUUCACAUGAGCUUGCUAAACUGAAAGCAUCCGAUAGCCGCAGCUUCCUUGAUCCUAUGCCAGAAGGAGUGCCACUAAGUGAGCUAGGAUUGGAUAAGGAUGAGAAGUUCAGCACCAUGGAAGAGGAGCGUCGUAAGCUUAUUGCUGAGGAUCGUGAAGGUAAUGCUGCACGCAUUGCUGAACUAGAAGCAGCGAUGAACGAGCAUUCACAUGAGCUUGCUAAACUGAAAGCGUCAUAUAGCCGCAGCUUCCUUGAUCCUAUGCCAGAAGGAGUGCCGUUGAGUGAGCUUGAAUUGGAUAAGGAUGAGAAGUUCAGCACCAUGGAAGAGGAGCGUCGUAAGCUUAUUGCUGAGGAUCGUGAAGGUAAUGCAACACGCAUUGCUGAAUUAGAAGCAGCAAUGAACGAGCAUUCACAUGAGCUUGCUAAACUGAAAGCAUCCGAUAGCCGCAGCUUCCUUGAUCCUAUGCCAGAAGGAGUGCCGUUGAGUGAGCUUGAAUUGGAUAAGGAUGAGAAGUUCAGCACCAUGGAAGAGGAGCGUCGUAAGCUUAUUGCUGAGGAUCGUGAAGGUAAUGCUGCACGCAUUGCUGAACUAGAAGCAGCGAUGAACGAGCAUUCACAUGAGCUUGCUAAACUGAAAGCAUCCGAUAGCCGCAGCUUCCUUGAUCCUAUGCCAGAAGGAGUGCCGUUGAGUGAGCUUGAAUUGGAUAAGGAUGAGAAGUUCAGCACCAUGGAAGAGGAGCGUCGUAAGCUUAUUGCUGAGGAUCGUGAAGGUAAUGCUGCACGCAUUGCUGAACUAGAAGCAGCAAUGAACGAGCAUUCACAUGAGCUUGCUAAACUGAAAGCAUCCGAUAGCCGCAGCUUCCUUGAUCCUAUGCCAGAAGGAGUGCCGUUGAGUGAGCUAGGAUUGGAUAAGGAUGAGAAGUUCAGCACCAUGGAAGAGGAGCGUCGUAAGCUUAUUGCUGAGGAUCGUGAAGGUAAUGCAACACGCAUUGCUGAACUAGAAGCAGCAAUGAACGAGCAUUCACAUGAGCUUGCUAAACUGAAAGCGUCAUAUAGCCGCAGCUUCCUUGAUCCUAUGCCAGAAGGAGUGCCGUUGAGUGAGCUUGAAUUGGACAAGGAUGAGAAGUUCAGCACCAUGGAAGAGGAGCGUCGUAAGCUUAUUGCUGAGGAUCGUGAAGGUAAUGCAACACGUAUCGCUGAAUUAGAAGUUGCAAUGAACGAGCAUUCACAUGAGCUUGCUAAACUGAAAGCAUCCGAUAGCCGCAGCUUCCUUGAUCCUAUGCCAGAAGGAGUGCCACUAAGUGAGCUUGAAUUGGAUAAGGAUGAGAAGUUCAGCACCAUGGAAGAGGAGCGUCGUAAGCUUAUUGCCGAUGAUCGUGAAGGUAAUGCUGCACGCAUUGCUAGACUUGAGGAGAGGAUGAACGAACUUUCCCGUGAACUCGCAAGAAUGAAGUUGAAGGAUCGCAGCUUCCUCGAUCCUAUGCCAGAAGGAGUGCCGUUGAGUGAGCUUGAAUUGGAUAAGGAUGAGAAGUUCAGCACCAUGGAAGAGGAGCGUCGUAAGCUUAUUGCUGAGGAUCGUGAAGGUAAUGCAACACGCAUUGCUGAAUUAGAAGCAGCAAUGAACGAGCAUUCACAUGAGCUUGCUAAACUGAAAGCAUCCGAUAGCCGCAGCUUCCUUGAUCCUAUGCCAGAAGGAGUGCCACUAAGUGAGCUUGAAUUGGAUAAGGAUGAGAAGUUCAGCACCAUGGAAGAGGAGCGUCGUAAGCUUAUUGCCGAUGAUCGUGAAGGUAAUGCUGCACGCAUUGCUAGACUCGAGGAGAGGAUGAACGAACUUUCCCGUGAACUCGCAAGAAUGAAGUUGAAGGAUCGCAGCUUCCUCGAUCCUAUGCCAGAAGGAGUGCCACUAAGUGAGCUUGAAUUGGAUAAGGAUGAGAAGUUCAGCACCAUGGAAGAGGAGCGUCGUAAGCUUAUUGCUGAGGAUCGUGAAGGUAAUGCAACACGCAUUGCUGAAUUAGAAGUUGCAAUGAACGAGCAUUCACAUGAGCUUGCUAAACUGAAAGCAUCCGAUAGCCGCAGCUUCCUUGAUCCUAUGCCAGAAGGAGUGCCGUUGAGUGAGCUUGAAUUGGAUAAGGAUGAGAAGUUCAGCACCAUGGAAGAGGAGCGUCGUAAGCUUAUUGCUGAGGAUCGUGAAGGUAAUGCAACACGCAUUGCUGAAUUAGAAGUUGCAAUGAACGAGCAUUCACAUGAGCUUGCUAAACUGAAAGCAUCCGAUAGCCGCAGCUUCCUUGAUCCUAUGCCAGAAGGAGUGCCGUUGAGUGAGCUUGAAUUGGACAAGGAUGAGAAGUUCAGCACCAUGGAAGAGGAGCGUCGUAAGCUUAUUGCUGAGGAUCGUGAAGGUAAUGCAACACGCAUUGCUGAAUUAGAAGCAGCAAUGAACGAGCAUUCACAUGAGCUUGCUAAACUGAAAGCAUCCGAUAGCCGCAGCUUCCUUGAUCCUAUGCCAGAAGGAGUGCCGUUGAGUGAGCUUGAAUUGGAUAAGGAUGAGAAGUUCAGCACCAUGGAAGAGGAGCGUCGUAAGCUUAUUGCUGAGGAUCGUGAAGGUAAUGCAACACGCAUUGCUGAAUUAGAAGCAGCAAUGAACGAGCAUUCACAUGAGCUUGCUAAACUGAAAGCAUCCGAUAGCCGCAGCUUCCUUGAUCCUAUGCCAGAAGGAGUGCCGUUGAGUGAGCUAGGAUUGGAUAAGGAUGAGAAGUUCAGCACCAUGGAAGAGGAGCGUCGUAAGCUUAUUGCUGAGGAUCGUGAAGGUAAUGCAACACGCAUUGCUGAACUAGAAGCAGCAAUGAACGAGCAUUCACAUGAGCUUGCUAAACUGAAAGCAUCCGAUAGCCGCAGCUUCCUUGAUCCUAUGCCAGAAGGAGUGCCGUUGAGUGAGCUUGAAUUGGAUAAGGAUGAGAAGUUCAGCACCAUGGAAGAGGAGCGUCGUAAGCUUAUUGCUGAGGAUCGUGAAGGUAAUGCUGCACGCAUUGCUGAACUAGAAGCUGCAAUGAACGAGCAUUCACAUGAGCUUGCUAAACUGAAAGCAUCCGAUAGCCGCAGCUUCCUUGAUCCUAUGCCAGAAGGAGUGCCGUUGAGUGAGCUUGAAUUGGAUAAGGAUGAGAAGUUCAGCACCAUGGAAGAGGAGCGUCGUAAGCUUAUUGCUGAGGAUCGUGAAGGUAAUGCUGCACGCAUUGCUGAAUUAGAAGCAGCAAUGAAGGAGAAUU
This is a messenger RNA of Trypanosoma brucei brucei TREU927, 17386 nucleotides long. RefSeq names its product calpain-like protein, putative. Gene Ontology annotation, biological process: proteolysis. Gene Ontology annotation, cellular component: cytoplasm. Gene Ontology annotation, molecular function: calcium-dependent cysteine-type endopeptidase activity. Lineage: Eukaryota; Euglenozoa; Kinetoplastea; Trypanosomatida; Trypanosomatidae. The annotation marks the transcript as partial. The transcript has a single exon. The record is from RefSeq and is a predicted model, not a curated record.